Messenger RNA from Ctenocephalides felis (cat flea), 906 nucleotides. RefSeq names its product inactive pancreatic lipase-related protein 1-like. Bases 1 to 906 code for a protein of 301 amino acids. Lineage: Eukaryota; Metazoa; Arthropoda; Insecta; Siphonaptera; Pulicidae. The record is from RefSeq and is a predicted model, not a curated record. Gene Ontology annotation, molecular function: lipase activity. The transcript is spliced from 6 exons.
AUGCUUAGCGUGAUAUAUUUCUUGACUGUAUUAAGUAUCGUGCCAGGAGAGGUUGCCACGGAGUUUAGAAAGGGGUGGCAGCGAACUAUGUGUUAUAAGAGAGUUCUGUUACCAGUUCCGGCUGAUGAUAUUGGGGUAUAUUUAUUUAACAAAGAUCACUACAACUACAAAAUAAAUAUUUCAAAUUUGGAAGGUAUUGAAGUGGAAGAUUGCUACCGCAUUAGAAUUGUCAUACACGGAUUUGAACAACAAUAUGAAGAUAUUUUGCCUCUUAUUGACGAAUAUAUUCAUGCUAUGCCCAAAUACACUAUAAUCGGACUGAAAUGGACUAAAUUUAUCAAGGAUUAUCAUUUGACUUUUACAUCUCUUAAAACCAUCGGGUUGAAAGUUGAGCAUAUCAUUUCUCGUUUAGAAACAGCGUUUAAAACGUCGGCUGAAUAUUUCCAUUUUUUGGGCUUUGGAUUGGGUGCUCAUAUUUUGGGUCAUGCAGGCAGAAGACAUUAUCCGGCAAAAUUUGGUGUUAUAGUUGGACUCGACCCGACUGCCAGCGGUUUCGACGAAGACCUGAAGGGCGACCGCGCGAUGAUGUUGGGCGCCGAUUGCGCGAUUGUCGUUCGAAUAAUUCACACGAACGCCGCUCAAUUUGGAGUCAGAAGACCCAUGGGUCACAUGGAUUUUUACAUAAACGGAGGAUUUCUACAGCCAGGUUGCCCUGAUAGCACUAUACAUCAGUGUAGCCAUCUUAGGGUUAUGGACUAUAUUAAAGAGUUGAUCAAAAAGAAGAAUUGUUAUGAUGCUUAUCAUUGUGCAAGUAUAUAUGAUCUGUAUUAUAAUCAUGAGUGUCAAGUAAUACCCAGAAAGCGUCUUGUUUAUGAUAUUUUUGAAGUAGCGAAAGAUGUUAAGUAA